Moneuplotes crassus is the source of this 745-nucleotide messenger RNA. The record is from the annotation of a GenBank genome assembly. NCBI's taxonomy places the organism in Eukaryota, Ciliophora, Spirotrichea, Euplotida, Euplotidae.
CAACAAAUGAUAAUUUCGAAUCUGGAAGAGUGCGAUCUUGCAAAAAUGUUUACGCAAAAAGAAUGAAAUGACAAGAAUAUGAUACCAAUAAUAUCUUCCUUUCAGCUAAUGAAAGUUUGUUUCACCAUGGGGAUCUUGACCUCGGCUCUGAAGUCCGAGAGGCCCUCAACUUGAAAGUCAUGCAGUAUAAUGGCAAAGAUAUUACUAAGACCAAGAAGUUUAGGACCAAAAAUAAGCAAAAUAGGAGCAUCAAAAAUAGUUAUAUUACAAAGAACCGGCCUCAAACAAGCAAGAAUAAAACUUCUGAUAAGCUAUUUGUACAAUCCUCGAAGAUAAAAUAAGAGCUUAACAAGGUCUCAGAAGAAGCGGAAGAACCAUAAGGCAGCCCAUCUGGUUCUGAACAUUCCAAAUAGAAUAGUGAGACGUCAGCUAAGCGCAAAGAAAGAUGGAUGGAAUUCCUCCACUCUUGAAUGUGACCUUUCAAAGGAGAAAGCUACUCCUGAUAAAAGAAAAAGAAAGUAUAGAAAGCAAUUCAAUCGUGCUAAAACUUUCCUGAAGAAUUACAAAACCACUUUGAAGGGCAAGACAAGAAAGAAUCAGAAUUUAAUGGUUGCUCAAGAGCCUCGAAUCACUAAGCAAUACAAGAACUUUAAGUGAAAGAAAAAUUCAGUAUUGGGUAAAAACAAGUUGACUAUGAGAAAUCCUGAUGCUAAGGCACUCUUUUUAGUAUAAUUUAUAGAAAAAC